This is a messenger RNA of Dacryopinax primogenitus, 1138 nucleotides long. RefSeq lists its product as uncharacterized. The transcript is spliced from 2 exons. NCBI's taxonomy places the organism in Eukaryota, Fungi, Basidiomycota, Dacrymycetes, Dacrymycetales, Dacrymycetaceae. The coding region runs from base 91 to 699 and encodes 202 amino acids. The record is from RefSeq and is a predicted model, not a curated record.
GGUGGUGUCCCCCUCAACUCAUCGAUUUCGACCAUUCCCAGACACGGAAGGGAAGAAGCUUGCCAGCAACCUGAAGACGAUUCGGCAACGAUGCACAGCCUGCGUGGGAUAAACCCCGCUAAAGGUGAUGGGAUGCAGUCUGAAAAAGACACGUUCUACCUCCCAAAGUCUGGUUUGGGAGUUUCACUGCCCAUUGAAGGCAGGAGCGGUGAGAGUUCUGUGCGUAGCGGUGGGACUGGAGAUGCCACGAGCGACAUAGGGACGUCUGGUCGAUCAGAACUUGACCGAGAUUUAUUGGAACUUGACGUGAACUCCUUGCGGCUUGAUGAGCGUAUUGCAAUUGCCGAAUGGGGUGCCUAUAUGCGACAAUUUCCAUCGCCUUCUAUCUUGCAGGGGAAGGUUACUCCAACAGACAUCAAGUCAUACAAGGUCCCGACUGGUUUCGCCACCGACGUGUCCGAUGUCCGUCAAGCAUUCCAAGCUCUAGACGGCGGUCUCAGCGUUGUCACCCGAGGGGCAGGGUUGUGGGGCCCUCUACAGGUCGCUGCUUAUGAUCCUGAUGGGGACCAAGUUCUUAUCCGGCUACCUGGUGACGGUUACGAUGUUUUUUAUCGGUUCCAGGAUGCAGCUGCCAUUGCCCACAGGGAAGAGGACCGCUGGCACCUGCUCUGUUUCACCUGUUCGGCAACGAUCAGAUAGACCUGCCUGACGAGGAGGAUGAUCUCCAGACCACUGCAAUCAGGGUGGAUCAAGUUAUCGCAGACCGGGCGCUUCGUUACGACAUAGAUGCUCUGGACGCAAUCAACGCAGUGACAAGGCAAAAGGCGCAAGAGCGUCUCGGCAUUCGAGGAAGUCUAUGAUACCCCUGUCCGCCACGAGUGGAGGGAAUGCGACCUCAGGCCGACGCCUGCUGACAAUCGACUCUCUAGCAGCUCUGGAACGACGCGGAUUCAUUCCGCGAGGGUGGCGAGGGUGGAUGAGGACAAAUGGCUGGAGACCUACAGUUGUCUGAAGGAGUGCCGACCCGCAGGCCUGUCCCAUUCUCUCCAGCAGACGCGUGCAAGAGCUUUACCUAGUUUCAAUCGAGCUAUAAUACUAGCACACGGUAACAAGGAUACGUUGGAAUAAAUAUAUUCAC